This is a messenger RNA of Closterium sp. NIES-67, 391 nucleotides long. NCBI's taxonomy places the organism in Eukaryota, Viridiplantae, Streptophyta, Zygnematophyceae, Desmidiales, Closteriaceae. The record is from the annotation of a GenBank genome assembly.
AACGUAGUCGAUGCCAAUUCCGCCGUCUGAGCGCACGUGGCAGCAGGUGACGAUGGAUUUCGUCACGGGAUUUCCUGCCAAGGACGGCUGUAAUGACGCGAUAUUUGUCGUCGUUGAUAAGCUGACAAAGAUGGCCCACUUCGCCGCCUGCAAGAAAAGCAUCUCAGCCAAAGAAACAGGUCGCCUCUUCAUCUCAACCGUCGUUCGCCUCUACGGAAUCCCACUUCCCAUCAUCUCAUAUCGUGACACAAAAUUUACCAGUAACUUUUGGCGCAACCUUUGGGGGAACAGUUUGGCACGUGCAUGCAAUUCUCCUCCGCCUACCACCUUGAGAAUGACGGACAGAUCGAACGGGCCAAUCAGACAAUAGAGCAGCUGAUUCGCGCCACCU